CGCCCCUUUGUCACUUCCGCAUUGUCUCCAGCUCUCAGCAUGUAGCCGUCAGUCUGGUCAAUGAUCGGACCCGAUAAUGAACGAAGUCCGACUCGGGAGCAUCAUCGGAAAACAUGGCGGCCAAGGCGCUUCGGCAGCGGACCAGACGAGGCAGCAGACAAGAUGGAAACAACGUGAGUGUCCCCAGCGAUGCUCGGCUACCGAAAGAGGAGAAAGCCGCCGAUGACAGCAAAACUACAGAGACUCGGCAAGAGUCAGUAAGUCGUGGAGGGCAGGUAUGGGCUCCAGAAGGUUCGACUGCGUUUAAGUGCCUGCUCUCUGCACGUUUCUGCGCAGCUUUGCUCAGCAACAUCUCAGACUGCGAUGAGACCUUCAAUUACUGGGAGCCCAUGCAUUACCUGUUGUACGGCACAGGAAUGCAAACGUGGGAAUAUUCUCCAUUGUACGCCAUCAGGUCAUAUGCCUACUUAUGGUUACACGCUCUCCCUGCUUGUCUGCAUGCCCAUGUUCUGCAGACAAAUAAGGUUUUGGUGUUCUACUUUGUCCGAUGUGUCUUAGCAUUCUCCUGCUGUGUCUGUGAACUCUAUUUCUACAAGGCAGUGUGUAAGAAGUUUGGUUUACAUGUUGGUCGUCUGAUGUUGGCGUUUCUCGUCCUGAGCACGGGAAUGUUCUGCUCGUCUGCAGCCUUCCUGCCAUCCUCUUUCUGUAUGUACACAACACUGGUUGCCAUGACAGGAUGGUUUCAGGACUCAACUCCAUUAGCCAUCAUCGGUGUAGCUGCUGGAGCCAUUGUUGGAUGGCCGUUUUCUGCUCUGAUUGGAGUUCCCAUCGCCUUCGACCUGCUUGUGAUAAAGAAGCAGUGGAAAAGUUUCAUCAUCUGGUCAGCUGUUGCUUUGCUUCUGCUGCUGGUACCCCUGGUGGCAGUGGACUCUUUCUUUUAUGGCAAACUGGUCAUUGCUCCACUCAAUAUUCUGCUGUAUAAUGUCUUCACACCACAUGGACCUGAUUUGUAUGGUACAGAACCUUGGCAUUUCUACUUUGUAAAUGGGAUCCUGAACUUCAACCUGGUGUUUGCUCUGGCACUGUUUUCUCUGCCACUCACUGCCCUCAUGGAGACACUGUUACACAGGUUCAAUGUGCAGAACCUGGGCCGUCCAUACUGGCUGACUCUGUCUCCCAUGUAUAUAUGGAUGUUGGUUUUCUUCACCAGACCCCAUAAAGAGGAGCGUUUUCUCUUUCCCAUCUACCCUCUAAUCUGCCUUUGUGGAGCAGUAGCCCUCUCCUCGCUACAGAAAUGCUACCACUUCCUGUUUCAGCGGUAUCGACUGGAGCACUACACCAUCUCCUCAAACUGGUUGGCCCUAAGUGCAGUUGUGAUCUUCUCAGUGCUGUCACUGUCUCGCUCAGUCGCCCUCUUCAGAGGCUACCACGCCCCUCUGGACCUGUACCCAGAGUUCCACCGCAUCGCCAAGGACCCGACUCUUCACGCCAUCCCUGAAGGCAGACCUGUGACUGUGUGUGUGGGCAAAGAGUGGUACCGCUUUCCAAGCAGCUUUCUUUUACCACGCAACUGGCAGCUGCACUUCAUUCAGUCUGAAUUUAAAGGGCAACUGCCUCAACCUUAUGCAUCUGGUCCUCUGGCCACACAGACUGUCCCAGCUAAUAUGAACGACCAGAACCUGGAGGAGCCAACCAGAUAUGUGGAUUUACGGCAGUGCCACUUUUUAGUAGACCUUGACAUAGAUGAAGAGACGCCACUUGAGCCAAAUUAUUCUGCCAACAAAGAAGAGUGGAACGUCAUCGCCUAUAAGCCUUUCAUCCAAGCAUCAAGAUCAUCUCGUCUCUUAAGAGCGUUCUACAUCCCAUUUUUAUCAGACCAUCACACAACCUACAGACGCUACGUCAUAUUGAAACCACGGCGGCAAAAGCAAACUCGUAAAAGAACCCAUGGCUGACCUUUGAACCUUAAAGUGCACCAGGAAUCAAUCACUUCCCCUCAAAGCAGCUGGUAUUUGUGUGUGUGUGUGUGCGUGUGCGUGUGUGUGUUUGUGUCUUAAUGUGUAUAUGAUUGUUGGACAUGCGUGUAUGCAUGUGUUUUACUGUAUGAUGAAACGUUUCAAGAUAUCAGACCCUUUAAGGACUUUACGUCUGUUUCUGGACUUGUGUGUGCGCGUAUAUGUGUGUGUGUGUGUGUGGGAACAGAAAACUGUCCGUGUGUAGGUUGGCUUGGCAGGUAUCAGCUGGACCUGUGUGUCAAACAUUUUAUCUCAGUGUGUGAAUGUGAUUUUUUUGUCUGUGUGUAAAUGAGUGUUUUACUUUUGAUGCACAUUACAAGAUUCGAAAUGCAUUUAUCUGAGGACAGGCUCAUCCCAGAAAUACCAGUGUGGUCUUUUUCAUACUUGCCAUGAAAAUUUGGCCUGAACUGAAAAAAAACCAAAUCUGCAGUGAAUCAAAAAUCUUGUAGUGCUGUUUGCACUUGAACAGUGUGUUUUUGUGUGAUCUGUUGAGUGUGAGUGGUGGAAAUGAAUGAAAGUGAAGUUGUGUUGUUAAUUUAACUUGGAAUGUUAAUAAAACAUGAUUUAAUGCUGAAACAA
Messenger RNA from Notolabrus celidotus (New Zealand spotty), 2594 nucleotides. RefSeq names its product ALG9 alpha-1,2-mannosyltransferase (gene alg9). Lineage: Eukaryota; Metazoa; Chordata; Actinopteri; Labriformes; Labridae. The transcript is spliced from 15 exons. Gene Ontology annotation, biological process: protein N-linked glycosylation. Bases 114 to 1955 code for a protein of 613 amino acids. Gene Ontology annotation, molecular function: alpha-1,2-mannosyltransferase activity. Gene Ontology annotation, cellular component: endoplasmic reticulum membrane. The record is from RefSeq and is a predicted model, not a curated record.